AUGAAUAAAAUUAAAAUGAAGAAUAACUAUAUAGAAAGAAAAAAAUAUUCAAUUCAUAAUUUGGUUAAAUUAAUUAAUGAAAAAAAGAAUAUAGAAAAUUCCAAAAAGAAUGAAUUAUCAGAAGGGACAACUGAAAAAAAAAAUGUAUCUAUUGAAAAUAAUGAUGUACAUAUGAAUUCAAAAAAAAAAAAAAAAAAAAACAGAACGGAUAAAGAAAAUGGACAUAUAAAAAAUGAAGAUUUUAUAAAUAGUUCCUCAAAUGAUGAAAAUGAUUGUACAAAUAAUGAAGAAAAUAUUGUAAAUGAUGAUCAAGAGGAAUUAACAGAUGAUAAGAACAAAUUAUGUUAUGACCAUGAAAUAAUAAAUAAUGGGUCAUCUGAUGAUAAUGAAAUUAAAUUAUUUAUGUUUGAUUAUAAAGAAUGUCAAAAUAAGAAAUGUUCUUGUAAGAAAUUAUAUCGCUUCAAAAAAAUCAAGAAAGUUCAAAUGAAUAAAAAAUUUAAAGGUAUAGUUUUAACACCUUUUUGUGAAAAAUAUUUUUCUAUAGAUGAUAAAUAUACUAUUGAAAAUUAUGGUUUAUCCGUAGUUGACUGUUCAUGGAAAUCUAUUGAUUUAUUAAAAAGAAUAAAAUUUUCGAACCAAAGAAAAUUACCUUAUAUUAUUGCUGUAAAUAGUAUAAAUUAUGGAAAGCCAUAUAAACUUUCUUGCUUGGAAUCUUUAGCUUUCUGUCUUUAUGUUUGUAAUUAUAAUAAACAAUGUAAUGAUAUCUUAAAUAUCUAUAAAUGGAGUGUUAAUUUUACUAAUUUAAACAAAGAAUUGUUAGAUACAUAUAAAUUAUGUAACACUCAUGAUGAAAUAAAAAAUGCUGAAGAAGAAUUUAUACAAAAAUAUCUACACGAAAAAGAACAAAACAAAAAAAUUGAUGAGUAUAAAAUUAUAUAUGAAGAUGACUACAUAUAA
Messenger RNA from Plasmodium falciparum 3D7, 957 nucleotides. RefSeq lists its product as uncharacterized. Gene Ontology annotation, biological process: enzyme-directed rRNA pseudouridine synthesis; rRNA processing. Gene Ontology annotation, molecular function: S-adenosyl-L-methionine binding; rRNA small subunit aminocarboxypropyltransferase activity; transferase activity. Lineage: Eukaryota; Apicomplexa; Aconoidasida; Haemosporida; Plasmodiidae. The record is from RefSeq and is a predicted model, not a curated record.